Molecule: messenger RNA, 393 nt
Organism: Rodentolepis nana
Lineage: Eukaryota; Metazoa; Platyhelminthes; Cestoda; Cyclophyllidea; Hymenolepididae
Source: the annotation of a GenBank genome assembly
AUGAAAGCCUCAAUCGGAAUGCUAGGUGGAUGUAAACACGUCUUCUGCUACGAUUGCAUCAAGAAGUGGUCUGAAACUAAACGAACCUGUCCUCUUGACCGUUUACCAUUUGACUCAAUCAAAAUACUACACGAAAUUGAUGGUGCAGUUGUGGAAGAGGAAAAGCUAGAACUACGGAGGUUGAAUCAAGGCAAUGGUUUUUAUAGGGGGGAUGUCGACAGUGACGUCGACAGUGACCACGACGUUGACGACAACGGUGAUAUUGACGAUGACGAUGACCACAAUAUCACAUCAGGUUUGGCUGUACGUGAUCCUUUUCGAAUUUAUCGUCAUUGUCUUGUGACCAUAAUCUCAACUGACCACUUGGGGCAAUCAAACACAUUGGCCCGCUGA